AUGGAGAUGAGGCAGGCAGGUCUAGUUACCAAAGGAAAGGCAGAUCAUCCGCUCUGCCUAAGCCAGACAUUAAACCAGUCCCAAGCCUACCGGAGAAAGAAAGAAGCAAGACCUAAGGAACCACCUUUACCCGGACCCGAGAUCUUAGAGUCUGAAGACGAGCCCAUACAGAAACACGACUCAUUUUCUGAAGAGUAUGUGGCUAUGCCGGUUAGCGGGAAACUUUUGAUGUCAGGGAAGGUCUCCUGGGAACAAGAUCAGGGAGAGGAACAAGACGAAAUGUCAUCCCCUGAUGAGUAUGAGGAGAGACCUGGAGGACUGUAUCCGGCUAGAAGAAUCCUAAGUCUCCAAACCAGUACAAAGGAGGAAGAACAAAGAGAGAAUCUCUUUCAUACUCGAUGUCUUGUCCAAGACAAGGUUUGCAGCAUGAUCAUAGACGGAGGUAGCUGUACCAACGUGGCUAGUGAAACCAUGGUCAAGAAUCUUGGUCUUAAACCACAGAAUCAUCCCGAACCAUACAAGCUUCAAUGGUUGAAUGAUGUUGGCGAGAUGAAAGUUAAAAGUCAAGUGGUUGUGCCGUUGGCCAUUGUGAACUAUGAAGAUAAGAUCCUAUGUGAUGCUGGACAUAUCUUGCUAGGAAGGCCAUGGCAAUCUGACAGAAGGGUUAUCCAUGAUGGUUUCAUAAAUCGCUAUUCAUUUCUAUUCAAAGGCAAGAAGACUACUGUUAUCCCUUUGACACCUCAAGAGGUUUAUGAGGACCAAAUCCAACUCUCAGGCAAGGAUACCAGGUUAGACAAUCAACCCAAUUUCUUUAUUACGUCUAACAAGGUUAAGCAAGCUCUGUUCUCUAAACGACCUAUUCUUUUAUUUGUUUAUAAUGAAACACUAACUAGCUUAGCUAACCUUGCACCGGUUGUUCCGAGUGAGAUGAGUCAUCUUUUGCAGGACUUGAAGGAUGUAUUUCCAGAGGACAAUCCCAUAGGUUUAACUCCUGCCCGUGGCAUUGAACAUCAGAUUGGUUUCGUUCCUGGAGCCACACUCCCAAACCGUCCAGCAUACUGCACCAAUCCGGUGGAAACAAAAGUGUUACAGCGCCAAGUUGAUGAGCUCAUGGAGAAAGGCCAUAUCAGAAAGACGGCAGCUGGCGCAUGUGUCUCAAUUGUCGAGCAAUCAACAAUAUCACUGUAA
Microthlaspi erraticum is the source of this 1188-nucleotide messenger RNA. NCBI's taxonomy places the organism in Eukaryota, Viridiplantae, Streptophyta, Magnoliopsida, Brassicales, Brassicaceae. The record is from the annotation of a GenBank genome assembly.